CCCAGAGCAGAGAACGCGAGUGGUCGUCUAUCGGAAAACGCGAGUGAAAAGUAAACACAAUCUUGCGCUGCUGUUCGUCCUGAUCUAAGGAAUAUAAUAAUAAAUUACUGAAAAAUAUGGCUCUGGUGCCGUCUACAAACAAUACGGAUUGGGAUUAUUGGGAUUACCGUCGCCGAUUGUGGCGCGAUUGGGACUUAAACGACUGGGAUUUGCCCUACUGGAAGCGGUCAUUGUCCCGAGUUGGAUCAGCACCCGAUCUUAGUCGUGUUAUUGUCGGAAAGGAUGGUUUCGAGGCCAAUGUCGAUGUACACCUGUUCAAGCCAUAUGAGAUUACCGUCAAGACAUCUGGGGAUACGGUGGUUGUGGAGGCAAAACAUGAGAAACGACGUGAUGGGGAUACCUUCGUGGGUCGUCACAUUGUCAAGCGGUUCGUCCUGCCCCGUGGAUACUAUCCGAAUGAUGUGCGAUCGGAACUGUCAUCCGAUGGCAUCCUAACCGUCAAGUGUCCACCGUAUUUGACCAACGAGCGUAGUGUGUACGUCCGCCAAGUUGGUCCUUCGUAUCUAAGCAUAAAGAAUUAACCCCCAAGUCUAUAUAGCAAUCGUAAUUUCGUGUUUUGUUCUUAGUUCUUUUUUGUUGGAGCAAAAAUUGAGUGACAAAAUUGAUGGCACAUAAUUCUAAGACUAGAAUUGGACUCUUUUUUGUAAUUAACAAAGCAACAAUUUGUUUAGUUAAAUAAAAUAAAAGUUUAAUUUAUUAAUAAUGUAA
This is a messenger RNA of Drosophila eugracilis, 768 nucleotides long. RefSeq names its product heat shock protein 27. Gene Ontology annotation, molecular function: protein folding chaperone. NCBI's taxonomy places the organism in Eukaryota, Metazoa, Arthropoda, Insecta, Diptera, Drosophilidae. The record is from RefSeq and is a predicted model, not a curated record. The transcript has a single exon. The coding region runs from base 117 to 581 and encodes 154 amino acids. Gene Ontology annotation, biological process: response to heat; protein refolding.